AUUCAGAAUAGCUAAAAAGUAGAUACCACCCACAUGCCCAUCAACUGAUAAAUGGAGAAAUAAAAUGGUAUAACCAGACAAUGGAAUAUUUUUCAGUUGUAGUAAGGAGGUACUGAUUCAUGCCGUCACACGGAUGAACUGUGGAAAUAUUAUGCUAAGUGAAAAAAGGCAGACACAAACCCUGUUUAUGAUUCCUUUAGAUGAAGUGUUCAGACUAGGCAAAUCCAUAAAGAACAGAGAGUAGCAUAGAGUUACCAGGGCUGGAAGGAGGGAAGAAUGGGAACAGGAAAUGAUCACUAAUGGAUGUAGUUUUCUUUUUGGAGUGAUUAAAAAAUAUUCUGACAUUAAAUAGUGAAUUUUGUGAAUAUACUAAAACCCAUUGAAUUACAUACUUUAUUGUUUUUUAAUUUUUUUAAAAAGUUUAUUUAUCUUUGAGAAAGAGAGCAUGAGCAGGGGAGAUGCAAAGAGAAAGGAAACACAGAAUAUGAAGCAGGCUUCAGGCUGCGAGGUGUCAGCACAGAGCCCAACAUGGGACUUGAACUCAUGAACUGUGAGAUCACGACCUGAGCCAAAAUUGGACCCUUAACUGACUGAGCCACCCAGGUACCCCUGAAUUAUACACUUUAAAAGGUAUAUUUUAUGGUAUAUGAAUUAUAUCUCAACUAAAAAUUGAAAAAAAAAAAACCCCACAACAAUCCUACGUAUGGAUAAGUUAUUCAAAUACUUAGCUUCCCUAAUGGACUAGAAGACUUCAUCUGAAUCCAUAGCGCCAAGCCAGCACCUACUAGGCACUCAUUUUUUUCUUUGAGCGAUUAAACAAGUGAGCUAAAUACAUACAUUGUCCUAAAUUGAAUUCCUUGGACUCAUUUCCCAGGGGUGAUAAAAUUGGGUCCCUAUGACUCAUCUCUUCGUGAUGAUGUGGUUGCUUUCCCUGCUGGUGAUUCCACUGCUUUCUUUUCUGGCUUUAGCUAUCAGCCACUUACCAAAUAAUAUCCACUAGCUCAAGUGAUGUAUGAGCAGUCUGGUCCUAAUGGAUUACGUGCCGGCACUUUGUUAACGAUCAUUCUAAGAUUUCACAUAAGAUGCCACGGUUGCCUGGAUGAAGAGACUAGAUGGGAUAUUUCUGCAGUGAAAGCGUCUAUCACCAUGUCAGGCUGAUGAUAGCAGAAGCCUGCUCGAGUCUGGCACAUGGCUUGGGAAUGCUGUGCUCAGGAUGUGCUUCUAUCGUCUGGCAGAAUGUGAAGGACGCUCUGUAAUAACCCCUGAUAACACUGGAUCCCUUCUCCUUGGAACCACAGUCCCCUCCUAACUGAUGUUACAGGAUGAAGAAACACCCAAGGAACUCUGCCUUGGGAGGACGAAAUAAUAUGACCUGGGAUCACCUUUCCCUUUGAAUCUCAAAACGUCCUCUUCUGUCUAAAAGGAUGCUUCACCACUUCGCAAAUGUUAAUAAAUGGUGCAAGAAUGAAAAAAAAAAAUCUUUGACCUGGGCUGAUAGGACCAAGAAAUGUGAAACAUACCCAAGGGAAACUCUGAUCCCCUUAGACUUCUACCAGAAAAAAAAUUGCCCCAAAUCCUCCAAACCACCCCCCCCCCCAGCAAACAAACAAAAAAACCCAGGAUUUCAUAGUUACUUCCUGUCCUAUUUUAAACAGGGCCUUAAAAAGACAAGUAAAAGAUAAAUUUAGCAAAGUUUACAAGUCAGAAGGACCCAUUAAGGAAGUGCACAAAAGGCCAUGUGAGGUUCUGCUAUGGAUAUUUGUAUCAACAACAACAACAACAGGGAAGUGGCCUUGAGUCCUGGGUCAGGACUCUCCCCCAGGGUUGGUAUAUAAGCCCCUCCCCCAGCAGGAGGCGGCACCAGACCUCCCUCACCUCCUGAGUCUCCCUCCUCCUCUCUCCUGAGUCCUCUCUGCCGACACCAUGGGGUGCUGUGGCUGCGGAAGUUGCGGUGGCUGCGGCGGCGGCUGCGGUGGCUGCGGUAGUGGCUGCGGCGGCUGCGGCGGCGGCUGCGGCGGCGGCUGCGGCGGCGGCUGCGGCAGCUGCACCACCUGCAGGUGCUACCGGGUGGGCUGCUGCUCCAGCUGCUGUCCCUGCUGCUGCGGCUGCUGCGGGGGCUGCUGCAGCGUCCCCGUGGUCUGCUGCUGCCGCCGCUCGUGUGGCUGCGGCUCGUGCGGCUGCGGGAAGGGCUGUUGUCAGCAGACGUGCUGUUGCAAGAAGCCGUGCUGCAGCUAGGCGGGCGGCCUGGCAUCUGGGCACGUGCUUCGAGCGACCCUGCUUGCAGGUAAGACGUCCCCCUCCUUCCCGGCCUGCUCCUCACUUUUCAGUCACCAGCAUGACCGGAGCCUUACCCCCAAUCCAUCGGAAUCCCCCGCUCCUGUAGUUUCUGUCAUCCCAUCUGCGUGUAAUAAACACCAACCAAAGGAAUAAAUGUGUAGUCUCCUCUGUCAAUCGCAUUCGAAUCUCGUCCUCGACAAAAAUGAAUCGGGAUAGCUAAUGUUCUCCCUUCUCGAAACGCCUUUGACUUUGUGUUUAUUUAUGUCCUGGUUUUGCCACUGCAUUUGCCGUCUCUGUAAAUGCAAAGCAACUGUCAUCCUAAUAAAUGAGGCUGAACCCGCCUCAAAGACCCAUUUCUUUUUUUCUUCCCAGCCUCUAAACCGUCGAUCCCUGGGGGAAAAUGCAUUUCAAUCUCAACAGAUGAGGCAGGUAGUACGUAUGUGAAGACAGCGAUGAACCAAAGCUAAAUUGUUUGCAACACAUAUAGAUGGAUUAGUGAAUAGUCAACCCACUGUGGGUUUAUCAAGAAGCAGGGAACUCAGGGGCACAUCCUCUGUCUUAACAGCUGAAUGUCAUAGAGGAAACUCUUCCCAAAUCUCUCCCUUGAUAGAGUCUUAGCAACAGAAGACGGACUGCAUGGACAUCCAUACACACACCUUCCAUAGUCAUCCGAUCACUUAGGGGCAUGGUCAAAACUUUUGAGGCUUAUCACUUAUGACGGUCACUUUUUGCUCCUAGAGUCUUCUACUGCACGUCCAUCCUGAUUGUUAUGGCCUCGCUGAGAAUUACCCCAAAAGGCAACAUAAAUGGAAGCCUCAGGUUUUUUGCAUCUCUUUGCCCGUUAGCUCUGUGGUCCGUGAGUGCUUCCCAUUCAGCCAUUGCCCGGCUAAGCAUCCAUACCCUCCUGUGCAUCCCUUCCAGAAGUUUCUGCCGGAUCCAUGGCAGACGCCACGGAAGGCUGUCUGUCAGCCACCGCAAACUACAAAGUCAGCCUUCAGAUGUAAGGUCAGAAGAGGAGGUGUAGAUUCAACAUAAUCAAAAUGGGCAACUUCCAUCCCACACCUCCAGCUCUGUCCGAAGGAGUCCGCACCACACACACAAUAAAAUGUGUCCCUCAAACCCCCUUCUGUUAAUUUCCCAUAGUGCUCCUUCCUGGUUCUUUUCUGUGUGGAAAAGAUCAAAUUCUUGAUCCAUCGUGGUUUGUUUAGCAGUGGGCUGAGAGAGAAAGGAGGCAGGGGACUCCCGGCUGGGUCUGGGGGUGGGGCUGGGGCUGAGGGAAGCCAAGCUCCUGGGGUCUGUCUCCCAGGAGAAGGACAUUCUUGCUCCAACACCACAAGUCCACGUGGGCUAUUUCCUUGCCAUUCUAAGUAGAGCCUGACAAAGACAGAUGCUUAAAUAGGCUGAAGUGACCAAAUGCAAUGAAAUCACAAAAGGAAACAGGAAUUGAGUAACCAUGUAAAGUAAGACCCCCAAAGGGAGCCCCUGAAAAGAUAGUCUUCCUUCCCCCUGGGAAUUCAGAAGAUAGGGUUUGAGAAGGGGGUCUGACAUGAGCUUCCUCAGACUCUAAGUUGACACCCACCCAUCUCUAUUUCUGGUUUCUUUUCCGCACCCAAGAGCCCCAAGCUUUUAUUUAGUGCCCUCUGACUACUCGGCACUCCGUAGUUACUCUCAGCCUCUAGAGUUUAUCUCAUGGUCCCCAUCCUCUGACUCACACUUCUGCCUGGCUCCGUCUUUAUUUUUUUUUUAAUUUCUAUUUCAUUUUAUUUUUGAGAGAGAGAGACAGAGAGACAAAGCACGAGCAGGGGGAGGAGCAGAGAGAGAGGGAGACACAGAAUCCGAAGCAGACUCCAGGCUCUGAGCUGUCAGCACAGAGCCUGACGCGGGGCUCGAACUCUGGACUGCGAGAUCAUGACCUGAGCUGAAAUCAGAUGCUCAACCAACUGAGCCACCCCCAGCCUCCACCUUUAGAACCACCUCCUGUCACAUAACUAUUCUCAUCAAGAGAGAGUCCCAUCCAUCUCUCCCCCAGCCUUUCCCCACUGAGGACUCCUUGUGGCAGUUUUCCGACAAAGUAAGGUUGACCGGCCGAAUCCUGGGACACGCGGCCCUCCGAGCAUCAAAGAUGUAGCACGUCUUCAGCUUCUGCUCUCCCCAUCCUGCUCACUAGAGAUGUGAGCUUAUUUUCAGGCAGUAAAAGUAGGAGAUGGGGGCUGUCAGGAUUGGCUAAGUUGCCAUCACUCAGUAUUGACAUCAACGGGUGAAGAAAGGAUCCAGGCAGCAGGGCGAACCGGCGACCGUUCUUGAACUUUUAUUUGUCAAACAUCGUGCUGGGUCCUGGGAGGGACACCAAGAUGCAAUUCCUUUGUUAGUUAGCUGACAAUCUGAUAUAGAAAAGAAAGUAAGGGUAAAUCUGUAAUGGCUAUUGGCAGAAAAAAAAAAAAAAGCAAAGUCCAUAUUA
Molecule: messenger RNA, 4735 nt
Organism: Acinonyx jubatus (cheetah)
Lineage: Eukaryota; Metazoa; Chordata; Mammalia; Carnivora; Felidae
Product: small cysteine and glycine repeat-containing protein 7
Exons: 2
Coding region: 1924-2235 (103 amino acids)
Source: RefSeq, a predicted model, not a curated record